This is a messenger RNA of Mixia osmundae IAM 14324, 2700 nucleotides long. RefSeq lists its product as uncharacterized. Lineage: Eukaryota; Fungi; Basidiomycota; Mixiomycetes; Mixiales; Mixiaceae. The transcript has 5 exons. The record is from RefSeq and is a predicted model, not a curated record. Gene Ontology annotation, biological process: proteolysis. Gene Ontology annotation, molecular function: metalloexopeptidase activity. Bases 1 to 2700 code for a protein of 899 amino acids.
AUGGCUAGGCCGAGCAGGUACGAACGCUCGACAGGAGCAGCACAGACGAAUGGACAGAGCCUCUCAGCGUCCUCCUUGCUAGCCUGGCUCGCAGUCUACGUCGGCGUGCUAUGCUACGUCGCUCAGAAGCUACAUUAUGCCUUACCGACGCCCAAUCAAGCCCUUGUCAGCCCCGUCACGGGACACUCGCAAUUUUCAGAGGCACGAGCAUUGGACGUCAUCAAGUAUCUCAGCGAGGACGUAGGCUAUCGGAUCGUUGGCACGAAGCAGAUGGUCGAGGCUGUCGACUAUCUGCUUGAGCAAGUCAGGGACCUCCAGCGCCAGCUAGCGGCAUCACCGUUGGCAGGCAUGCAUCAAAUCGAAGUAUGGCACCAAAAGGAUGACGGCGCGCAUCUAUUCGACUUCAUGAACAAAAAGGUCUGGAAGAAGUACUAUCAGCUCGACAAUGUCAUCGUCAGACUCUCUGACGGUACAGAGGAAAGCAAACGUAACGCCAUCCUAGUCAACUCGCACCUUGAUUCGACGCUGCCAAGUCCAGGAGCGGCAGAUGAUGGUGCUGGCGUUGGCGUCAUGCUGGAGACCCUUCGAGUGAUGAGCUCCACUGACCGGCGUCUAUACAACUCGAUCGUUUUCUUGUUCAACGGCGCAGAAGAGAGUCUGCAGGACGCUUCGCAUCUUUUCAUCACCAAGCAUCCGCUGCGCCAUUCUAUACGCGCUGUCAUCAAUCUCGAAGCAUGCGGCGUGGCGGGGCCAGAGAUCCUCUUUCAGGCAACCUCUACAAAGAUGGUGCAAGCCUAUUCUCAUGUGCCGUAUCCUUACGCGACUGUCAUUGCUAGCGAGAUAUUCAGCAGCGGUAUCAUCCUGUCCGACACCGACUUUCGACAAUUCGAAACCUACGGCAACCUCACAGGAUUGGAUAUGGCCCUUGUGCAAGACUCGUACAAGUAUCAUACACGGCUGGACGUCGUCGAAUAUAUCGAGCCGGGUGCUCUCCAGCAUAUGGGCGAGAACACGAUAGCAAUGCUCAACUGGCUGACCUCGCAAGAUGUCGACAUCUCAGACAUCACACAUUCGAAAGACUCGGUCUUCUUCUCUGCGCUGGGCGGCAAGGUAUUUGUGCUUUUCAGCAAAGACCAAGCCGCAGUAGGAUACAGCAUGCUCGCUGCACUUGCCGUCGUCACUAUGAGCGCCAAAGUGAGAUGGCAGCAAAAGGCUGCUUAUGCUCUCAUGACCGCGAGUAUACCCAUCAGCCUGCUCUCCGGCAUCGUUGCUGCCAACGUGGUGGCGGUCAUUCAAGGAAACUUGCUCGGACGUGCUCUCAGCUGGUUCAGACACGAGCACUUGUGCAUCUAUCUCUUCAGCUUUCCUGCCUUACUUGGCGUGACCCUCGUGCAGCACUUCACGCGCCGGCUAGCAAUCAGGCGAGGCUAUGUCACGCAUGGCGACGGAACGCUUGAGCACGCCGCGCUCGUCGGUACCGUCACCUACUAUACCGUAGCAGCUCUUAUCGGACAUUCGGCCGGCAUACUGUCUGCAUACCUCUUCGCACUGAGUGCGGCCUGGGCGCUACUCGUGGUAGUACUCAACGACUAUCUGCUCGCACCGGCUAGCAAGCAGGGCAGCAGGGUCGCGAACAGCGCCUACUUCCUCGGCCAGCUACUGCCGGCAAUCGUCGGUACAGAAGGACUCAUUGGCUUUCUCGACCUUUUCGUGCCUCUCACAGGCCGCGUAGGCGCUGAUGCGCCGGUCGACAACAUUAUCGCUACCAUCACAAGUGCUGUUGGUAUCAUGUGCUUUCCAAUGCUGAUCCCACUCAUGCAUCGCUUCGGUGGCGGCUUUAUAAAGCGAUUGUGGCUCUUUGCUAUCAUGGCUACUGUCACUGUCAUCAUCGUCUUCAGUCAGCCUGGUUGGGUCGUUUUCACGCCUGGCCAUCCGAAGCGCAUAUUUGUGCUUCAUAUGGAGAACACCACGACCUCACCUCCCGCAUUUGCACUUCAUACCGCAAGCGCAGAUCGAGCUCCGUUCUUCAAGGAGCUCGUCGAAGAGGCUGCCCGGGCUGUCGACAUCAAAGGCGCCACGCCCGUCAUGACCGAUAUCAACGACUAUGUCGCUUCUUGGGAUGUUACCUAUCCCGUCUCGCAGUUUCUGCUGAGCUACGAGGUGCCUCUACCGCCUGCACCUGCAUCAUAUCAUUCACCAUGGGCAGAAACCUUCAAGAUCUAUGCCAAAGACUCCCGGCUCAAUGCAGUAAAGCAGCAGCGAAGUCUGACCAUCGUUAUCGAUCAUCCAGGUAUCAUCUGGUCCGUGAUUGCGUUUGACGGCGAUGUAGUGGCAUGGGACUUACCUUCGCCUGCCGAACGUGGCCAUGUGCGCCAUCACGUCAAAGAAGCUUCUUCUUAUGGCAAUGACAAAUGGACGCUCGAUCUUACGCUACAGCUAGAUCAGCCAGCCUUUGAGGCUGCCCAAAGACAAAGCCAGCGCCUCAAGGGACAGCGAGGUGACGUCAGCGAGGCAGACGAGGCGCUCGCCAGCUUGCGCAUCGAUUUCAGUGGACUUGACGAGCAAGGCAUGCAUCCCGCAACAAGUCAAAAUAGCGCAGAGAAGCCAGGCGUCGCUUUCUUCCAUCAGCUUGACGCAGCAUUGCCAGCAAACGUUGAUGCUAUGCUUCUGACCGCUGUUGGCGGAGUUGUACGCAUAUGA